AUGAAAAACGUCUCUCGAAGUACGACACAGGAUAGCAUUGGCCCAGUACGCUUAGAUGCCUUGUCUGCCGCUGCGGAAUCUUCAGCAUUCAAUUCAUCUCUCACAUCGUCCACUUUUGCGCCGAAACCCAGCGACAAAAGGUCAGCCAACCUAGAACGUCCCAGUCAGUCGCUGAGGGGGAUGAGUAUUGCAUGUGAGGAGAACCACAAUUCUCUUGCUGCCGACCUUGAGGACAUGUUUGACGAAGCCUUCAGGAAUGCCGGGGUUAUAGCAGAUAAUGCAUUCCAAGAAUCUCUGGCAGCCUUUCAUCAUAAAGUCAACAAUGAACCUGCAUCAACAAUGGAUUCUCUUCUAGGCUUCUCGGCGGGAGACAGACAGCGUCGUACGAUCAGCUACGAAAAGCUUCUUUAUACCAUGACACUAGAACUGGUAGAAAUGUUAUCGAUUCGGUUUGGUAAUCUUGGGUGCUAUCAGCUUGGUGACUCGACUGCGAGAUUCUACGCUGUCAGUCUCGCAAAUGAUGACACCCCAACGAUGUUUGAAUCCACGGCGGCCCAAGAAGCUGACCCUCUGGUUGACUUUGACGCCCAUCGGAGUACCCAACUCAUUGAAGUGUGGUUUUCGGUCCAUCCGCUAUCGAAUAUCAUGUCCAAGACCAUGUUCUUACGCAACUAUAAAAGCAACAACCAUGACCCAGCUCUAUUGGCUGUCAUGCUUGCAGAUGCUAGCUACGUGCACGAAAACGAUGCGACUGGAAGCAAGAAGGAGGCGCUUUUUAGGUGGACGGCGAUGCAGUUACGUGAUCGGCCAGCCCAAAAUUGCGGCCUUUCGACCGUCCAGGUCCUAAUGCUGCUUGGCUGGCAUGAGCUCUGCCUUUCACGAGCUAGGCGAGCGACUUGCUAUUUGGGAUAUGCCGGCAGAAUUGUUACGAGGCUCCAGAAGAAUGUGAUCCAAGCACCCGAGACUGGACGCAGCCAGAUCAACGGUGUUGACGUGGCUGAGGUGGAAGCUGAACUUGUGCGCAAUAUCUAUUGGCUUACCUUUUCUAUUACGCUUUGGUCUUUCAUGCAGAUCGAUCAGCCCUAUCCCCAGCUGCUGCCCAGCACGGUACCUACCGAAUUUCCACCUGUGGACGAGUCAUCGUCAGCAGUCGUAAAAUUAGACAUCGUCUCGGACAAUGUUUCAACAUUGGCAAAGCAGUCAAGAAUGAUCCAGGAGCUGUGGCCUCUUAGUCACAUUGCGUCAACCACCGCCCAUAUUUAUGCUCUCCUUCCUCGGGAGCAGGAACCGGACGAAGCCUCCCAGUCUGUUUCCUGGCAAGCGCGACCUCUCCAUCAGCUUCGUCGCCUGCUCAGCCUAAACCAAGACAUUUCGAGUCUCUGCACAAACGUCCGAAAGGUGUUGGUCAACGCGGUCAAAGUGCUUGAAGUCAAAGUAGAAAAUGCACUAUCGAAAGCACUGGUCUUGACCGCUUAUCACACCACCAUUAUUCAUCUACUAUUUCCUCGCUUGGACUCCGCAGACGAACGCGUCUACGUGUCAGAAGAGCUCUUGGAGGACUUCUGCACCUCUAGUCGAAGCUUGCUCGAACUGUUUUCAGUCGCCGAUGCAGAACAUGAUGGUAGUAAUCUAAUCACUAGGAUGCGAAGCUCUACCUUUGCCGAUGUUUUUGUGUUAGGUUUAGAUGUCUGCGGCAGAGCCAUUGAAUAUUUUCACAUACGCUCUCAAGAAGCUUCAGAGUUGGAGCGUAAAAACAUAUCAAAAAAGGCGGUGGAUAUAGAGUUGAUCAGUUCUCAACUGCACAAAAUAUCCAAGAGCGAGACGUUGUUAACAGCAAAGAAUCUGAGACCAGUCAAGAAGAAACUCAAAGAGGUCAAGCUACGUUUUAGCCACGCUGACGCUCUUUACGACACAGAGCCUCCUUCCUCGAUAAAUAGUGACAUAGGCAUAUUCCCUGAUAGUGGUGGCUCUACACUCAAGCCAAUGCCCACGCCCACCACCAGUGCCCCCCUUUUCCAGGCUAUUCAAGGUAUACCAGAAUUGCAGCUGGAUGUUCCAAUUCAAGGAUUAUUUCCACAGGAAUUUAGCGCCCCGCUUCCCGAAGGCUGGCCCAAAGCCUCAUCCUUAGAUUUUGGAUCGGGGCCAUCUGAUAUAUCGAGUAGGGAUAAUCAGAUUGACUGGACAAGGGAACAAGGCAUUCAGAAGUACAAUAAUGAGUACAAUGACGCUGGCUUGGCUUUGCAUGGCAAUUUACAUGAUGAUCCUGGUAGUCUAGCUCUUUUGAGCGGAGGUCCAUCAGGGCAUAUCAACUUGGCAGGAUUUCAGCAAGAGUAUCACCAGAUAGCUUCAGCUCCAGGACAGAGCGAAUUCAGGGCCAGUGAGAUAGCUGCCGGCUCAAUGGUUCCUCGAUUGAGUAUACCCGAGGUCGGGAUGGGGAUAGAUCUCUUUGAUCUUGGUGUUCUGGACGGCGCUGAAGGCUGGCCGCCGGGGACUAAGUCUUAG
Molecule: messenger RNA, 2502 nt
Organism: Endocarpon pusillum Z07020
Lineage: Eukaryota; Fungi; Ascomycota; Eurotiomycetes; Verrucariales; Verrucariaceae
Exons: 1
Coding region: 1-2502 (833 amino acids)
Biological process (GO): DNA-templated transcription
Molecular function (GO): zinc ion binding; DNA binding
Source: RefSeq, a predicted model, not a curated record